This is a messenger RNA of Paramecium pentaurelia, 2178 nucleotides long. The record is from the annotation of a GenBank genome assembly. Lineage: Eukaryota; Ciliophora; Oligohymenophorea; Peniculida; Parameciidae.
AUGAAGGAACAUAAGGAUGGAAUUUAUUAAGGAGGAUUAAAUGCAAAAUAACAAAAACAUGGGCUUGGAGUUUACUUAUGGGAUGUUGGUUCUGCUUAUUAUGGAGAGUGGAAAAACGAUUUGAUUGAUGGAUAAGGAAUCUUGUUCUUAGGUGGGUAGAUCAUCAUCUAAGGUGGUUUCAAGAGAGGAGUUGCUCAUGGAUAUAUUGUAAUAAAGGUUGGGACAAGAGUGUUUUAUAGUUAAUUCGACAAAGGAGAGGCUAUAUUCAUUUAGGAAGGAGAAAGAAAGAUCACAAUACAAUCAUCAAGUGCUUAGAUAACUCAUGAUUGUACAUAAGAAGCUGAUCAAAUAUUAUAGGGAAUAAGUAAACUACAGUAAGGGGACUUACAAAUAUAGUUAUUUAAUCAUUGUAUCUACUAUGGAAAUGUUGGAAAAGCAAAUUUACCAAAUGGUUUAGGAAUAGAGAUUUCAAAUUUAUUCUAUCAAUGUGGAUAGUUUGUUGAAGGAAAACUUAAUGGUUUGGGUAGAUUAGAUUAAUAGGAUGAGAUCUAUCAAGGCUAAUUCCAAUAAGGUAUAUAUCAUGGGAAUGGAUUGAUGGUAUUUAAGGAUCAGAGAAUUUAAUGGGUGAAAGGGAAAUAUAAUCAGGGAUAGUUGGUGGAAAUCAAGAGCAGCGGAUAUUUGGAAUAAAUGGAAACUCCGCAAGAAUUAGUGUGUAAGUCGUCAUUAUAUCUUUGUUAGUUGCAUUCUCUAAAAAAGUUAAUUAGUAAUACAUAAUAACUCCAAUAUCAAAGGAGAUAAUAUUGGGAUAUAUAAGAUUAUUUGAAGUGAUGCAAUUCGUAAGGCUUCGAGUUAAUACCUUAACUGAAAUCAAAUCAUAAUAAUACCCUCCUUUGAGAAAAUAUAGUACUAAAGCAACUACUUUAAGUAAAUCUGUGGAGGAAAUAAGGAAACUAUAAAGUUAAUUUAAUACAAGAAAUCUCGAUUAAUAACAUCAGAUCUAUGAGUUUAUAUUGGACCAACAUGAUGAAAAUUAGACAUAAAGAAAGACUGAUACUUAGUAAUCAAGAACUAAAACUUAACCAACAGAAGAUUAUUUUGAAAAUAAAAUUUCAUUUGGCUUACUUGAAAUUCCAAGUCUCAAGAAUUCCAGAAAAACAGCAGCUUUUUAAGUUGAAGAAUAACAAUAAUAAAUUAGGAAGAAUAGUGAUUAUAAUUAAAAAAGAUCAUUAUCUUAGAAUGAAGUUAAGUAAAAAUAAUAAUAAUAAUAACAAUAAUAAUAAUAAAAAUAAUAAUAAUAAUAAACUAAUGAUCGUAUGUUAACGUUAAAAAAUAUUUUAGAAGCUUAGAAAUAAAAAUAUAAUUCUGAUUUUAAAUAAAAGAAGACAGUAUUUGCUGAUAUCUAAUCUACUACUGCAUAGAGAACUAAAUCAAUUAUACAAUAAAAUAAUAAAAAUCUUCAAUGUUUAAGUGAAGUUGUGUAAAAAGAGUUAAAUAGAUCUCCACCUAGUGAGGAAAGAAGAUCUACUAUAAAGCCUAUUUAUGUUUAAAAUGAAGAAAAUGAAUAACAAUAAUUAAGUUCCCAAAAAACUCUACCUAGUAAAUUCAAUGUAGAUUAUACAACUGCGUAUAAUGAUCAUAAAAAUAAGAUUCAUAGUUUACUUAAUAAAUUCAACAGUAUUAAAAUUAAGCCAAACAUAAAAUAAGAAACUUAAAACUAUGGAUUUUCAACCAAAUCAUUAAGUUCAAAAUAAUCUAUAUAAAAAGUGAAUGAUGGAAAUGAUGUACCUUUAGGAAAUAUCUAAAACUGCAUCUCUUUGGUAUCUCAUAAAAAUACUAUUCAUGAAAAGAAUUUAUAAACUUCAUUUGAAAAAUAAUAAUCCAAAAAAAUGGAUGACUCAAAUUACCAUUCAUGUAAUGGUAAUUGUACUCAAAUCCAAUCAGAAGAUCCAAAUACUAAGUAUAUCUAAGAAAUUAGAUAAGAAUUAGCUGAAUAAAAAUAAAUGCUCACUUAACUAUUCUAAUCUCUAUAAUAAAAAUAACCAUAAGCUAAUAAAUAAUACAUUAAGAGAUUACCUAAUACUCCUUAAAGAAAUAUUCAAGUGUAAUAACAACCAAAAUAAGUUUAUGUCUAUCCAACAUUCACACUUGUUAAAUCAGUUUCCCCAGUGAGACUUUGAA